AUGGCUCACGGAAUUGGUUCAGACCUGGAAAUCAGUUCGCUCCUCGAAGUGUCGGUUAUACGCUCAGCUUGUCCUCUUUGUGACGGUCCGGAUGAUGGGAAAAUGGUUAAUUGUGAUAAAUGCCACCAGUGGUUCCAUUUUGAAUGUGUCGGUGUAAACGAAAGUGAGUCGGAGAGAGACUGGAGCUGUGUGCAGUGCAGUGCUCAGGUCCCUACAGGCCCUUCAACAUCGGAUUCCAUUCAAGAUUUACGUAAGCAAAUCGAUUUACUAGAACGAAAGCUGGCGGCUACCCAAGUGAAGGAAAAUCAAAGAGUUCGGUGCGAUGUAGACCCGCGGCCCAUAAGAGGUAUGUUUGGUGCGAAGUCGACAGGUGCGAUCCCGAAGGCAAAUUCAACGGCUAUAGGAACAGUCGUUUCGUCUGGCGGCAGCAAAACUAGUUUCGAAAAUGACGAUGAUCUGGAGGAUGAACUUAGACUGUUGGAAGAAAAACACGCUCUAGAAAAACGGCAACUGCAAGAACGUUAUGCUGUGCUACAGAAGAGGCGAUCGUCAACCGGAAUAAACCAAACUGGAACACAAGCGGAAUUGGGCAGCUCGAAUUCGUCAUUCUGCAAUGAGCUUAGUCGAAGUCAACUAGCGGCGAGACAAGCGGUUUCCCGUGAUUUACCUGCAUUUUAUGGGCAUCCCGAGGAAUGGCCGCUUUUCUACGCGAGCUUCGAAAGCUCCACGAGAAUGUGUGGAUACAGCGACGAAGAAAAUCUUCUUCGGCUCCAGCGUAGCCUAAAGGGGAAAGCGCUUGAUGCUGUCCGCAGUCGAUUGUUGCAUCCGUCGAACCUUCCUGGGAUUAUGAGUACCCUGAAGACGCUGUUUGGACGUCCCGAAAUGAUAGUGCAUUCGCUUGUUGCGCGUAUACGGGAUAUGCCAUCGCCGAGAGCGGAAAAAUUAAAUACACUUAUCGAUUUCGGAAUAGCAGUUCAGAAUGUUUGCGCAACGAUCAAGGCAUGUGGACUAGAUGAGUAUUUAUGUAACGUUGCCCUGCUACAGGAACUGGUCGAACGUUUGCCACCAACCAUCAAACUUAAUUGGGCAUUGUAUAGGCAAACGCUAUCGAUGGUUACAUUGUCUAGCUACGGUGAUUGGCUGGAAAAACUAGUAGAAGCUGCUUGUGUUGUUACUACCGUUCCGGUCGAAACAUCAAUCAAUAAAAAGAAUCGGAAACAAGACGAUUAUGUGAACGUUCACUCUGAAGAAACGGUAUCAUUUAAGCCCAGCAGAACACGGACAGAUAGCAAACGGUGCGUAAUUUGCGAGGGAACAUGCAGUUCUUCAGAGGUAUGCGAAACAUUCCGUGGCAUGAGCGUUUCAUCGCGAUGGUGUACCCUUAGGGAGAAAAAACUCUGCAAAAAGUGCCUUAACAAACAUUUUGGGGCCUGUAAUGUUAGAUCCUCAUGUGGUAAGAACGGAUGCACGUUCAUGCAUCAUCCGAUGCUACACGAUGACGUUAGAUAUAAAGCGACAGAUCCACGGAAACAGCCAUCUUCUCAAAGCUGUAAUGCACACAGCGGUCCAACCGGAAAUGUUUUGUUCAGAUAUAUCCCAGUUAUCCUGCAUGGAAAAAAUGUGACUGUUAAAACUCAUGCAUUUUUAGAUGACGGGUCUUCGGCAACAUUUAUGGAGCACAGCUUAUUGAAGGAACUCCAGUUAGAAGGUACACCAAACCCACUUUGCUUAAACUGGACGGGUGGCCAACAGCGUGAGGAACGAGAAUCUGUUCGUCUACAGCUAGAAAUUUCUGGUGGAUCAAGAAAUCGUUGUAAGAAGUACGUACUCCCUAAGGUUCAUACUGUUAGAACACUUGCUCUUCCAUCGCAAUCGGUCGCAAUACCGGAUUUAUCAAGUCGAUAUCAAUACCUACAAGGGCUGCCGAUUUGUUCAUACGACUCUGUUUCACCGAGGCUUUUGAUCGGAAUUGAUAAUUGUCAUGUUGGUCAUGCACUAAAGAGCAAGGAGGGAGCUGCAAAUGAACCGGUUGCUGAAAAAACGCGACUGGGCUGGUUAGUUUACGGUCCAUGCUCAGUGACAUUGGAGUCUUCUGCAAGAAAUUUCAACGCGUGUCAUAGCUUCCACAUUUGUUCAUGUUCAGGAGACACUGAUUCAGAUCUGAAUACUGCACUUAAGGAAUACUUUUCUAUAGAUUCUUUAGGAAUUCUGCGGCCUGCGAAACCAUUGCUGUCUAAGGACAAUGAGCGCGCUACACAGCUGCUCUUGUCACGGACACACCUUACUAACAAUCGUUAUGAAACCGGUCUUUUGUGGCGAAGCGAUGAAAUACAUCUUCCGGAUAGCAAAGCUAUGGCCGAGAAACGUUUAGUUUGUUUAGAGAGGCGCAUGAGUCGCGAUCAAUUACUCGCUAAAACACUGCAGGAGAAAAUCUCAGAAUAUAAACAGAAAGGCUAUAUUCGAAAGUUGAGUCCGGAAGAAGUUGCUGCGAAGCAUCCUCGGAAGUGGUAUCUGCCUGUCUUUCACCAUAACGUCUACGUACCUGUUUUGAGGUUCGAAAGAUUUUCGAAAUGGAAACGGCUCAUCAGGGCAACGGCAUACGCCCUGCGGUAUAUAUCUUACCUUCGCAGAAAGUCUCGUGCUCCGUUAAAUGCAACACCACUGUCUAAGGAAGAGUUACAACAAGCUGAAUGGUGUAUAUUUCGUCAGGUUCAAAAACAAGCUUUCCCUGAAGAAUACAACCACCUGUAUAACUCAGCAGAUAUGAAAUCUAACCGUACACUACCAAAGAACAGUAAGCUGUACAAGUUAAACCCAUACAUCGACAAUACCGGAAUUUUGCGUAUGCAGAGCCGUAUUCAACUGUGCCAAUUCGUUAACGAUUGCGCCAAAUACCCUAUUUUGCUGCCUAAACGGCACUAUUUGACAGACUUGGUGAUAGCCGAUUACCACUGUCAUUACAAGCACAUCAACCAUGAGACGGUUAUAAACCAAAUACGCCAGAAAUUCCAUAUUCCACAACUGCGCUCAGCGCACAAGCGUGUUCGUAAUAGUUGUCAAGUGUGCAAGAUACAGCGAGCUGAACCACAUGCUCCAAUGAUGGCCGAUCUUCCAGUAGCGCGGAUGGCUGCAUUCACUCGCCCAUUUUCUUAUACUGGCAUAGAUUACUUUGGACCAAUAUCAGUGGUAGUCGGAAGAAGGACCGAGAAGCGUUGGGGCGUCCUUAUGACUUGUUUAACAGUCAGAGCCAUUCACAUUGAGAUCGCGUAUUCUCUUUCCACCGAUUCCUGCAUUCUAGCGUUAAGAAACUUUGUGGCCAGAAGAGAACCUCCUGUUGAAAUCUUCAGCGAUCGCGGUACUAAUUUUAUUGGUGCCAGCCGAGUAUUGCGGAAGGAACUAGAGAAAGUAGACCAGGACAAGAUUAUGGAAUACUUUGUAGAUCCCAAUACUAAGUGGACAUUUAACCCGCCAGCAGCUCCGCACUUCGGAGGAAGCUGGGAGCGACUGAUUCAGUCUGUUAAAAAGGUCCUGAACCAAGUGAAGCCAAAGCGACUACCGACAGAUGAACUGCUACGAACUAUGUUGUCUGAAGUCGAAUUGAUAGUCAAUUCCAGGCCGUUGACUCAUAUACCAUUAGACGUUGAUUCUUUGCCUCCUCUAACACCGAACGAUAUACUCCUCGGAUCUUCCAAUGGUUCGAAACCCCCGAUCGCAUUUAAUGACAGUCCAGAUUGUUUGAAAAACUCGUGGAAGGCCUCGCAAUGCUAUGCAGAUGAGUUCUGGAACAGAUUCGUCAUCGAAUACCUGCCAACACUUACGCGAAGAUCAAAGUGGUUUCAACGAACGCGCCCGAUAGAGGUGGGUGACGUUGCCCUCAUCGUAGAUAAAAACCUUCCGAGAAAUUGUUGGCCGAAGGGACGCGUCGUGGAAGUCGUUCGGUCAAAGGAUCAGCAAGUAAGACGAGCAACUUUAGAGACAGCCCAAGGGAGAAUGGAGAGACCUGCAGUUAACAUCGCAAUCCUGGACGUCGGUUCCAAUUCGAGUAAGUCGGACGAAGGCCACAACUUACUGGGGGGGAAUGUCACGUUGUCUGUGACGGAACCACCUUCUGCGAGUUCCCUCGGCGAUACCAAUUCAGCAAAGGCCGAUCGAAGCGACGCUUUGUUUCUACACAGUACUGCCAGCGACUACUGCCGAUCGGAAACGAUCUGA
Molecule: messenger RNA, 4212 nt
Organism: Sabethes cyaneus
Lineage: Eukaryota; Metazoa; Arthropoda; Insecta; Diptera; Culicidae
Exons: 1
Coding region: 1-4212 (1403 amino acids)
Biological process (GO): DNA integration
Molecular function (GO): nucleic acid binding
Source: RefSeq, a predicted model, not a curated record